This is a messenger RNA of Pocillopora meandrina, 854 nucleotides long. The record is from the annotation of a GenBank genome assembly. Lineage: Eukaryota; Metazoa; Cnidaria; Anthozoa; Scleractinia; Pocilloporidae.
AUGGCUGAGCUUGAGCAAGCGGUGAAAAAGAUCGACGCAAAGCUCCGAAUGUUGAAAUUCACGACCGAAGAAGUACCGAGAAUUCGAGAGAAGAAAGAACUGAAAGUGUUAAAGCGAUUGCAAAAGGAUUUGGAAAAACAGCUAGAUGGCGUUCAUGAACAGAAGGUUCAAAUACAAAAAAAAUAGAGCAAUGAGAUGACCCGAACGACGUGAGAGAAUGGACAUUGGAAAUCGAAGGGCAAGUCGACAUAUUCGAAAAACUCGCCGUUAAUGUGAGAGAAGAGGCAAGGAUUCUACGAGAGGAGGCUUUACACGAAGUGAGAGAGGAGGAAAAGAAAGAAGAGGAGAAAAGGAAUCGUCAUUACGAAGAGUUGAAAUUCGAGGAGGCAAAAUUGAAGGUCAAAGGCGACCACGAAAAGAAAUUAGAAGAGGAUAGAAACACAUCUCUUAAAGGAGAGUGGCACCAAGUUACCCAAGUUAACCAUCACUAAAUUUCAAGGAACCCACCUCGACUGGUAGAUGGCUUGCCUUACAAUACAGAGGGCUACGAACGAGCUAAAAGCAUUCUGAAAGCAAAGUACGGGAAACCAAGUGAAGUGUCCAACGUGCACAUGCAGUGUAUUAUUUCCUUACCCACCAUACAGGGAUCUCAGCCAGCAAAAAUACACCCAUUCUAUGAGAAGCUGUCAACUAAUGCUCAAGCACUGGAAACCAUGGGAAAAAUUCAAGAGAUAAAUGGCUACGUUCGAGUUACCUUGGACAAACUACCUGACAUCAGGGCUGACCUUGUCCGUUUGGACGACAACUGGCAAGAGUGGGGAUUUCCUCACAUGUUAGAGUCACUUCGAAAGUGA